AUGCAUCAAAUGCUCAUCGGUCGCUCCCGACCAGUCAUCGGCAAUCUCGGCCAAAGACUGCAGUCGGCGGAUCAGCAGCUGAAAGCGUCAGACCCUUCCCAGCGACGAAGACAUAUCGUGCGGUCGGAUACCUAUCGCAAGGAUAGUUCAGAACCCGGCCACAUCCCCGUCAGCUCCUUACGCGUGCAUGGCGCCGCCUGGGCCGUGGCUGGCGCCAGCAUGUACGCUACCCUGCAUGGGGUCUACAUGAUGCUGAAGUCCUUCCGACAGAUUCGCUACAUCUAA
Messenger RNA from Aspergillus niger, 285 nucleotides. RefSeq lists its product as uncharacterized. Lineage: Eukaryota; Fungi; Ascomycota; Eurotiomycetes; Eurotiales; Aspergillaceae. The transcript is spliced from 2 exons. The coding region runs from base 1 to 285 and encodes 94 amino acids. The record is from RefSeq and is a predicted model, not a curated record.